Rotaria sp. Silwood2 is the source of this 348-nucleotide messenger RNA. NCBI's taxonomy places the organism in Eukaryota, Metazoa, Rotifera, Eurotatoria, Philodinida, Philodinidae. The record is from the annotation of a GenBank genome assembly.
AUGUCAAAUAAAGUACCAGCACCAGAUAGUCUAAAAUCAUCCAUUUCAUCAUCGUCUGCACCACCACCAUCAACAAAUAAUGAAAUGGAGUUUCCAUCCAUGGAGAAUCAAAAAAGCUUGUCGUCAAUGUCACCACCUCAAGCACCACAACCAGGGUCAUUAAUAGUUGAUGAAAACGAAUUAAAUAUUGAAAAUGAACAAAUCAAAGAAGUGAUAACGAAAAAAAAACUAUACUCCGAUCAAGUACCAAAAUAUGAUGAUACACAACUUGCUCAUGAUAAACCUUGGCUAUUAUCAAUGGCUUUACAUGAUCCAUCAACAACAUUUUUAAUCAAGUUCUGUAUGUAA